Molecule: messenger RNA, 2047 nt
Organism: Selaginella moellendorffii
Lineage: Eukaryota; Viridiplantae; Streptophyta; Lycopodiopsida; Selaginellales; Selaginellaceae
Product: linoleate 13S-lipoxygenase 3-1, chloroplastic
Exons: 7
Coding region: 21-2024 (667 amino acids)
Biological process (GO): lipid oxidation
Molecular function (GO): protein binding; oxidoreductase activity, acting on single donors with incorporation of molecular oxygen, incorporation of two atoms of oxygen; metal ion binding
Source: RefSeq, a predicted model, not a curated record
GCGUGUAGUGCUUGCUUACCAUGGCUACUAUAGCUUCUACUUGCCAGCUCCUGUUUUCGCACAAAACCACAGUCAGUCGAAGCUUUGAGAGGAGAAUUGCAAGUAGGACUCACCAGAGAUGCCUCGUCACAGCGAAGGUUGCCAAGCAAAAGAGCUCCAGCGUUGCCACCGCACCUGCUUCUCUAGAGAUCGCUCCGGAUGUUGCGACGCAGCGCGGUGUUUCAUCGCCGGUCCUUCUUGAAUGCGUCCUGGUCGUGUACAAGAAGAACGUGCUAGAUCUCGUUGACGUCCUCGCGGAUUUCCGGGACGACGCCGCCGAUUUUCUGCUCGGCAAGAAGGUGACGGUUCAGCUCGUGAGCGAAGAACUGCUUCCUGGCACCCAGGAACCGAAGAUGAGCGACGUGGUGCCGAUAAGUCACUGGUAUUGUGCUCGAGACAGAAUCGAAGCGAGCGGAUGUAUCACAUACAAAGUCCAGAUAGUUGUAGAUAAGAGCUUCGGGAAUGUUGGGGCUGUUCGUAUUGGCAAUGCUCACCCGAAUGAAUUCUUUCUCAGCACCUUCCACAUUGUGCAGCCAGAUGGAACUUCAGCUUACUUCACCAGUGAUUCAUGGCUGCACCCGACCGCGGAGAACUGCCCCCGAAUUUUCUUCAGAAACAAGGUGUGCCUACCUGGCAACACUCCCUUGGGCCUGAGAAACUUUCGUGCACGAGAACUCCAAGAUAUUCAAGGCGACGGAACAGGCGAGCGAAAGGAUAGCGACCGGGUUUACGACUACGAUGUGUACAACGACCUCGGGAACCCUGACAACGACAUUGAGCUGCGGAGACCCGUUCUUGGAGGAGGCGAGUUUGCUUAUCCUCGCAGAGUUAGAACCGGUCGCCCGCCUACACAAACAGAUCCACGGUCGGAGAGUUUGCCUCCCGGAAUCGAUAACAUGUAUGUCCCGUCGGACGAAACGUUCAUGAGAGAGAAAAACUCCAACUUCGUAGGGGACACGAUCAAGGCCGCUGCACAUUAUCUGGUUCCAGCUAUCAAAUCGGCAUACAGGAGGGACAAGAGCCCUUACUUUCAGAGCUUCGAACAGAUUAUAGCGCUGUAUGACGACGGUAUUGAGCUGGGACAAGACGUCAGUAGUACAAAUGCAAAUGAAAAGAAGAAACUUCGGAAUCCCUUCACCUUGAUCAACCAGCUGACAGAUACCGAUAAAACCAACAACAGCCUUCUCAAGUACCCGUUGCCGCAAAUUAUCCAAGAUGAUUGUGAAUCCUGGAUGCUGGAUUAUGAGUUCGGAAGGCAGACUAUUGCGGGUCUGAAUCCCAUGAUAAUAAAAAAGCUCGAGUCCUAUCCUCCUGUAAGCAGUCUGGAUCCCAAGAUUUUCGGGCCAAAAGCCACUGCACUGAAAGACGAACACAUACUGGAUCAGCUCAACGGCCUCACUGUUCAAGAAGCUUUGGAGGCGAAUAAGCUCUUCAUCCUGGAUUACCACGAUGCAUUCCUGCCAUACUUGAACAGGAUUAAUGCGCAGGAGGGAAAGAAAACGUACGCAACACGGACUAUAUUGUUUCUUACAGACAGAGGUGUCUUGAAGCCUAUAGCCAUCGAGUUGAGCCUCCCAGCAGCAACAGCGACCGGCCAGAGAAAGAACAGGGUAUUUGUCUGCUCCGACACACCAAAGAGGGACUGGGCUUGGGAAGUUGCCAAAGGACACGUUGCCGUGAAUGACUGUGGAUACCAUCAACUCAUUAGUCACUGGCUGAGAACGCAUGCCGUCAUGGAACCGUUUAUAAUUGCUAUGCACAGGCAGCUGAGCAUUCUUCAUCCAAUCUACCUCCUGCUGAUUCCGCACUUCAAAGACACAAUGACCAUCAAUUCCAAAGCUCGCCAAUCGCUGAUCAAUGCAUCAGGAAUCAUCGAAGACAACUUCACGGCGGGAAAUUACUCCAUAGAACUAACUGUUGUCGUCUAUGGAUCGCUGUGGAGAUUCGACCAGCAGGGACUUCCAGCUGACUUGAUCGCCAGGUAAGGGGAUUUCUAGCUUGAAGCUAU